AAAUCUUGCUUUUCAUCCCGUCGUCGGAGUGUGUUUUGCGGCGGUGUUUUCGUGACUCAUUCCGGCCAGUUUUUCUAAUCUGAUUUUCCCCGCUUUUCCGAGUGGAAUCCGGUGCACCAUUUCCACCCUAAAGUUUGCGCUGUCUUUUCUUCUGUUGCUUUCCUGCUCGCUGUUUGCACUUUCUUUGGAGCAAAGCUGUUCCGUCGUCGUUGAUACCGAACCGUUUCUGGCAGGCUGCUGCAGCUGUUCCGGCAACAGGAUGGGUUUCCAGCUGGUGAGUUCCGCCAAGGCGAACGGGGUCAUUCCGGUGCGCAAGUACCGGUCGGAGAAGACCGGGCUGACGGUGAUUGUUGGCGAGGUUGAAGGUCCCCUGGUCAACGGGUAUUUUGCUUUGGCAACGGAGGCGCACGAUGACGACGGGUUGCCACACACACUUGAGCACUUGAUUUUUCUUGGUUCGGAGAAGUACCCGUACAAGGGCAUCCUGGAUCUGGUAGCGAAUCGGUGUUUGGCUUCCGGAACGAACGCCUGGACGGACACGGACCAUACGUGCUAUACGAUGACGACCGCUGGAAGCGGUGGCUUUCUGUCGCUGCUGCCGGUCUAUUUGGACCACAUUCUGUACCCGACGUUGACCGAUUCCGGUUUCAUCACCGAAGUACACCACAUUUCCGAAGAGGGCGAAGACGGUGGAGUUGUGUACUGUGAGAUGCAGGGACGCGAAAACACCGGCGAAUCGCGGAUUCAUCUGGAGAUGCUUCGCGCGAUCUACCCGAACUGUGGCUACAGCUCGGAGACCGGCGGAAUCAUGAAGAACCUUCGGACGAGCACGGACAAUGAAAAGGUCCGCGCUUACCACGCGGGUUUCUACCGUCCGGACAAUCUUCACGUGAUCAUCACCGGUCAAAUCGAACCCGAGGACAUCUUCAAGGCGCUCGAGCCAAUCGAGGAGAAGAUCCUCGCCAAGGGCGCACUCCCGCCCUUCACCCGUCCCUGGCAAACCCCUGUAGUCCCGGUUGCCGAAUCCCAAACCCUCAAAAUCGUCUACCCCGCCGACGAAGAGGACUGCGGUCUCGUUAACGUAGCCUGGCGUGGCCCCAAAGCCACCACCCAGUACGAAGAACUGACCGCGUGUUCCGUGCUGUUGCGCUACCUCUCGGACACUUCGGUGAGCCCCCUCCAGCGAGAGUUUGUCGAAAUCGAGGACCCGUACGCGAGUCGCGUCGGGUACAACAUUGCCGAAAACGCGGAAUCUCUUCUGUACAUCUCGUUUGAGAACGUCCUGCUGGGCAAGAUUGACGCAAUCCACCCGAAGCUGCAGCAGGUUCUGGGGAAAAUUGGUACCGGCGAGGAAAAGAUCGACAUGAAACGGAUGGCCAGCGUGUUGGAGCGUUACAUCCUGGAGGCGUUGAGCAACCUGGAAAGCAAUCCGCACGACGACGUGGCUUUUCACGUGAUUGGUGAUGUGCUGUACGGGGAGGUGGAGAAGGAUUUUGAUGGUCGUUUGAACACGAACAGGUGCCUGCAAGCGUUGAAGGACAAGGACGAAGAGUUCUGGAGAUCGCUGCUGAACAAGUACCUAGUGGAGCCCAAAAGCGUCGUCGUCCAGGCCGUCCCCAGCAUCGAAGAGCAGAAGCGCUCGGCCAAGGAGGAGCAGGACCGCAUCGAGGCACAGCGAGCCGCACUCGGCGAAGAAGGCCUAGCCCAGAAAGGUCGCGAACUGGCCGAGGCCAUGACCAAGAACGAAAUCCCCCCGCCGGACGAGAUGCUGACGUCGAUUCCGGUUCCCUCGACCGACGGGAUCAAGUUCCAUCCGGUGGAGAUUUUCAAGUCUAGCGCGGGAAGGAGUCCGGCCGGGUUGACGCUGGAGAAGCUGCCGCUGUACGCCGAGGCGUACCAUCUGCACACCAACUUUUGCUACCUCAUGGUCACGAUGAACACCGAACCGGUUGAGCCGGAGCUGCGUCCGUACCUGCUGUUGCUGAUGGAACUCCUCACGGAGUCGCCCAUUCGCCGCGACGGUGAGCUGAUUCCGUACGAGGCCGUCGUAGCGGCGCUCGAGUCGGACACGAUCGAAACGGACGCCCGGCUGGGCAUCGAAACGACCAGCCGGUUCAGCCUGGGGCCGUUUGGAAACACUGCCACGCUGUGUAUGCAGGUCGUACGCGGCAAGUAUGAGAUCGGCAUUAACUGGAUCGCGGAACUGCUGCACAAGACGGAGUUUACCGCCGAGCGGGUUAAGGUUUGCGCCUCGAAGAUGGUCAAUGACGUGGCGCAGGCAAAGCGCGAGGGAAACUCGAUCGUGCGCGACCUGAUGAAGGCGAUGUAUUACGACAAGGACAGCAAUGUGCGCGUGAGUUCGCUGCUGAAGCAGCAAAAGUUUUUGGGCGAGUUGAUUAAGCUGCUGGAGGGUGGGGCUGAGGGAGCGGAGAAGGUUAUCAACCGGUUGAACAAGGUUCGGGAGAUUAUUACCAGGCCGGAGAAUCUCGGGCUGCACCUGGCCGCCGACUGGGAGGAGAUGGCCAAGCUGGAUGUUGACUUGGAGGGGCCAUGGUCGAAGCUGGUUCCGUCCGAGGGCGUUCCCAAGAAGCAAUUAACCGUCAUUCCGGAUUGGAAGCUGCACACGCCCGGUGGCAACCUGGCCAACUCCACCGGCGUGGUCCUGGGCCUGGGUAGCGUCGAGAGUGCCUUCCUGUACUCGAGCUCGAAGGCCAUCACCGACUUCAACGACGAAGAUUUGGCACCGCUGCUGCUGUUCUUGCAGUACUUGACCCAGCUGGAGGGUCCGCUGUGGCGCCAGAUCCGUGGCCAAGGAUUCUCCUACGGGUACAACAUCGUCCCACGCCCGAACGAAGGGCUCCUCUACUUUACGCUGUACCGCGCGACGAACGUGGUCGCCGCGUACAAGGAGGCCAAGUCAAUUACGGAAAAGCAACUCCAACCGAACGCCGAAUGGGACUCGACCCUGCUGGAAUCCGCCCGCAGUUCGCUCAUCUUUGAAAUUAUCGCCCGCGAAAAGAGCAUCGGCAACGUGGUGGUUCAAUCUUUCCUGUCCAGCUUCAAGCAGGUCCCGGCCGGUUACAACCAGGCUCUGGUGCAGCGCGUUGGAAAGGUGACCGAAACGGAUUUGGCCCGCGUUGGUGCCAAGUACGUGAAGGCGCUGUUCUCGUCCGAGGCGCGAACCGCUAUCGUGUGCCACCCGGACAAGGCGGCGGACAUUGCGACGGCGUUUGGCCAGCUGGGUCACAAACUCGAGGUGGAGACCAGCUUGGAGAGCAGCAUUUUGGCGUAAAGUGAUUCUCGAACAAUGGCAUUUUUUAUUUGGCUGCAUGAAUUCCUUAUUAUGAUUAGAAUGCACGCAAUUGUCCUUCGAUGUUGGUUUGAUGUAGGAGGUGUGCGAAAUGUGUUUGAAUUGUCGAGAGAGAUUUAGAACUGUGUCGAUUUGCAUUUGUGUUUGACAUCUUGAACAUGAGUAACUGAAAUAAAUAAACUUGUAGACGAAAAAAU
Culex pipiens pallens (northern house mosquito) is the source of this 3507-nucleotide messenger RNA. RefSeq lists its product as uncharacterized. Gene Ontology annotation, molecular function: metal ion binding. NCBI's taxonomy places the organism in Eukaryota, Metazoa, Arthropoda, Insecta, Diptera, Culicidae. The record is from RefSeq and is a predicted model, not a curated record. The transcript is spliced from 6 exons. The coding region runs from base 260 to 3292 and encodes 1010 amino acids.